AUGAAGGUAAACUACAGAACAUGCCAAAGGCUGAGGAAGACCACCAUUCAGUAUGUACCACAGGAGGCAGAAGGAAAUCCUCCAUCUUCUGAAGAAGGUGUAAGCCAGGAAACAGAAGGAAACCUUAGAAAUGGGCUGACUCAUCCUGUCCAUGGAUUUAAAGAGGACAGUCCUAUGAGGCAUUUGGACCCUGAAGAAAUGCUAAGAGGAGUAGAUGAAUUGGAAAGGCUUAGGGAAGAAAUAAGAAGAGCAAGAAACAGGUUUGUGGUGAUGUAUUAG
This is a messenger RNA of Pteronotus mesoamericanus, 279 nucleotides long. RefSeq names its product transcription elongation factor A protein-like 8. The record is from RefSeq and is a predicted model, not a curated record. NCBI's taxonomy places the organism in Eukaryota, Metazoa, Chordata, Mammalia, Chiroptera, Mormoopidae. The transcript has a single exon. Bases 1 to 279 code for a protein of 92 amino acids.